This is a messenger RNA of Pterocles gutturalis (yellow-throated sandgrouse), 833 nucleotides long. RefSeq names its product nudC domain-containing protein 1-like. Bases 79 to 711 code for a protein of 210 amino acids. The transcript is spliced from 4 exons. The record is from RefSeq and is a predicted model, not a curated record. Lineage: Eukaryota; Metazoa; Chordata; Aves; Pterocliformes; Pteroclidae.
GAAAUUUCUCUCAUUAAGAAAAAUGAGGGACCCCAGUGGCCAGAGCUGGUAGUUGGUGACACAAGAGGGGAAUUCACUAUGGACUCUUCCCAGUGCUCUGAAAGCCUGAUGCAUCUUACCUCUGAAGUACUGAAUCCAAACCCAGAAAGAGAAAACCCACCUUGUAAUGCUCAAGAAUUAGAAGAAUGUGAUGCUUUUCUUGAAGAUGGUGCCAGCUUGUGCAGAUUUGAUGGUGAUACCUUGAAAGUCACUCAUGUAAUUAAUCUUGGAAGCAACCAGUAUCUUUUCUCAGUUGUUGUGGAUCCAAGAGAGAUGCCGUGCUUCUGCCUGAGGCAUGAUGUCGAUGCUCUUCUCUGGCAGCCUCACUCUGACCAACCAGAGAACAUGUGGGAACACAUUGCAACUUUUAACGCUUUAGGUUAUGUCCAAGCAUCAAAGCAAGACAAGAAGUUCAUGGCUUGUGCUCCAGAUUACUCCUACGCUGCUCUUUGUGAGUGCUUGCGACGCGUUUUCAUCUACCGUCAGCCAACUCCUCUGCCCACCGUUCUCUACAACAGGAAGGAAGGAAGACAAGUGGGACAGGUUGCUAAGCAGCUGGUAGCAACCCUGGAAGCCAGUGAUCCUAUCUUAGGCUUUCAAGCUACAAAUGAGAGAUUAUUUGUUCUCACAACAAAAACCUUGUUUGUAAUAAAGGUGAACCCUGGAAAUUAACUAUUCAGUAUAUUCUGCUGUAGUUUGUGUUAAUAAUUUGUUAAAGAACUGGCUAGAUAAAUGAUCUGAGAAGUUCCGUACAGUCUGAUGAAGUCUAAAAAGGAGAUAUUUUACAGGGAAUC